ACAAACAAUCAUUCCAAUUUAUUCAAGCUAAAUAGUUUUGAGGUAUGCCUGUAGUUAUUAUAGACGAGUAACAUUAAACGUUUACGUUUGACUAUUCGUAAAUAAAAAAUCUUUUAAUCUAUAGUUUAGUUUAUCUAUACAAUGGAUCUUGAUAAUGGACAACCAAUACCCAAUAAAAAAUCUUGUGUAACUGAAUCUGAUAUUAUAAAAACAAUAUUUGAAUUUAAACAUAUAAAUUCAUCCGUCUUUGCAUGGGAAAUUCAGGAUUGUCUUGUGAAUGAAAUGAAUUGCAAGUUAGAAGACGUUCCAAGUAUAUCAUCAAUCGAUAAAAUUUUAAAAAAUCUUGGUUUAACUGAAAAUUCAAAUUCUAAAGACAAACAUCAAAUCAAUAAUCAAGAUUUAGAAGAAUAUAGGAAACCAAUUACAAAAGAUAAUUUAAAUGAAAAUGAUUUACGAGAACGUGUCAAUGUACAAAAUAAUCAAACAAUAUUUACACAAAAACAAAAGGAUCUUUUAGAAGAAGUUUUUAAUGUUCACUAUUAUCCAGAUAGAUCUCAACGUGAAAAACUUGCAUUAAAAUUCAAUGUACCUGAAAUAAAAAUUCAGAUAUGGUUCCAAAAUCGUCGAAGGGAACAUCGUAAAGUUGAAAAAGUAAAAAUUCGUCAGCAAGCUCAUCCAAAAGAUUAUAUUUUCUUUCUGUCACUGAUUGAAUUAUUAAUUGAUUUAUAUAUCAUAAAAAUGAUAUCACUAAUCGAUGAUCCUGACGCUUAUGUUACUUGA
This is a messenger RNA of Adineta steineri, 780 nucleotides long. NCBI's taxonomy places the organism in Eukaryota, Metazoa, Rotifera, Eurotatoria, Adinetida, Adinetidae. The record is from the annotation of a GenBank genome assembly.